Platichthys flesus (European flounder) is the source of this 989-nucleotide messenger RNA. RefSeq names its product ciliogenesis and planar polarity effector 2 (gene cplane2). The transcript is spliced from 5 exons. NCBI's taxonomy places the organism in Eukaryota, Metazoa, Chordata, Actinopteri, Pleuronectiformes, Pleuronectidae. The record is from RefSeq and is a predicted model, not a curated record. Gene Ontology annotation, molecular function: GTPase activity; GTP binding. The coding region runs from base 1 to 852 and encodes 283 amino acids.
AUGAUGCGGCUCCAGUUAUGUUGUGAUGUCCACAAGCUAACAAACACACGUCUGCCUGCUCCAUGUGAUGCUACCUCCGUUAGCUUUAGAGCUAACAACAUGGCAGAUGUCCCUGCUCCUGGAUCAGUCGUAGUAAGCGACUGGCAUCGAUGUAAAGACAGCAAAGAGUAUUUCAACAAGAUCCUGCACAAGAAACGACGCAAGAACUUUGGCUUGUUGGAGUCUCCAGUGAUGCCCCCGCAUGCAGCGGUGGACACGGUUCAUUAUAAGAUCUUCAUCUCUGGAAAGAGUGGAGUUGGUAAAACAGCUCUGGCUGCUCGACUCGCGGGCCUGAACAUUCCCCCUGUGCACUACGAAACCACAGGUAUUGAGACGACCGUGGUGUAUUGGCCGGUGAAGCUGAGGGAAAGUGGACGAGUGCUUUUCUUCCGUCUACAGCUGUGGGACUGUGGAGAGAACGCCUUGCGUAGAUUUGACCAUUUGCUUCCGUCCUGUAAGGAGCAGGUGGACGCCGUCCUUUUCCUGUUUUCCUUCACCGACAGGCCUUCCUUCGACGACCUGUCAAACCAGAUCGGGAAGUGGACCGGGCCUUCUGUGGGUCGAGUCGCAAAACUGGUGGUCGGCACCAAAUUUGAUCUCUUCAUGCACUGUGACGUGGCGGAGAGAGACGUGAGGGACUUCCAGGAGACAUGGGGUCUGCCGCUGCUGCGUGUGGGAGGGGAGGUGAGCGAUGGGCUGGGGGACGUAGCUCUGCUCCUCAACUGCCUGGCAGAGCAGCUGUGGCAUCAGGACUGUGUCACAGCUGGAUCCGCCCGCCACCCGUCACAGCAGGAGGCCGUGACUCUUCUCUGAUUCAGAGGAGUUAAGGAGGCAGUGGAGGUGACAUGGACCCCAGGUAGUCUGCCGCUGAGGGACUGCGCUCAGCAGCUGGUCCGGGAGAAUCUCAGCUCCCUCAAGAUGAGAUGGAGCAUUAGAGAUGGAUGCUUAUG